CUAAAACCAUUUAUAAAGGAACGAAAAUAAAAAAAUUUCUUUCUAAGAGCUACUGUCUGAAAAAUAGAAUUAAGAAUGACUGACGAAGAAGAUAAGAAAAAAAAGGAGCCAGUCGAUAACCGCCCGGAAUUCUUCUGGAACUACCUGACGAAAACAAUGCGCCUUAAACUUGAAAAGUGGACGAAAAUGAUAACAACCAACGAGUUCAAGGAUCUUAUUAUGGAGUUUUUGAGUAAUCCUUAUAAAAAGAGAAUAAUAUUUACAAUAAAUGCCGGUGGUCAGCUAUAUCCUUCCUUUAAUUUUCCUGUCAAGCCACGAACAAAAGUGGCCUAUUUCAUACGUAGUUUUACUCCACUAAACUUGACGGAGGAAAAUAUGCUUGAAUCCCUUAUGAUUGGGGACCUACUUCCAAACCCUUUGGCUAAUUUGUCUGUGCUCUGUGAUGAAGUUUUCUUUCCGCUUCUUAACAAUAAAGUCAAUCAAACCGGAUGGACUAGCGUGAUUGCGAACGAUAUGAAGACUGAGUCUCAGGAAAUGCGCAAUGGCAUUGCUCAAAUGAAAGGACUUGUUAUCAAUCGGACGAUUUUUCCUCUCCCAAUUUGUAUGGAUGAAGUUAUGCAAGUUGCGCCAGCCAUUGCCACAGGUGAUAUUUCUGUAGUUAACCCUUUAAUGAAGCACUCCCUUGAGUUCAUGGUGCUAUUAAAAGAUGAAGAGGAGUGUAUCGAGAUGAAGUCAUUUCAAUCGAAAAUGACAAUUCUCUCCAUGCACUCAGACAUUAACAAUGAAUAUGAAGACCACAUGGAGAGAAUAAUUGGAAAAAUGGAUGAGUUCGAAGAGAGGGAUAGUGGAUGGACAUUGGUCCACAUCGCUCGGCUUGAGAUGAACGUGAACCAAUAA
Messenger RNA from Drosophila kikkawai, 897 nucleotides. The record is from RefSeq and is a predicted model, not a curated record. Lineage: Eukaryota; Metazoa; Arthropoda; Insecta; Diptera; Drosophilidae.